UCUCAUGCAGUAGCCUCAUGUGAGUUUGGCAGAUUGGCAGUUGCCACUCAUACUUCAUAUGCUGAUGUCUCAUCAUCUCUCAUCUCUUAACUCUAUUUUUCUCCAACAAAUACACACAUUGAGAGAGAGAGAGAGAGAGAGAGAGAGAGAGAGGCUGAGGCAUUGUUCUUCUUCUUCUUCUUUCUUCUUGCAAUCUGGUGUUUUAGUGAAGAGUUGGAAAAUGGAGAAAACUCUGACAAGAGUUGGGAGCUUUUGGGUUUCCAAGAAAGCUAAGGAAGAGAUCUCCAACAUCACUCAAGAUCUCUCUUCAUUAUCAAACACUGUUGAGGAGAAAGCAAAACGGAUAUUCAACAAGCUCAAAGGUAAGCAACAAAAACCGUUGCCUGAUCUUCUCCGAGAGUACUACCUUCCACCGGGCCUGUUUCCCCGGAACAUAACAUGUUACGAAUUUGACGAAUCAAAGGGCAAGCUCAUUGUUUACUUGCCUUCUCCCUGUGAGGUGAGCUUCAAGGACUCAUCUGUUGUACGAUACAGCAUUCGCAUCAAAGGAACAUUGUCGAGGGGAAAGCUUAGUGGAAUCGAAGGAAUGAAGACAAGGGUUCUGGUGUGGGUGAAAGUCACUAGCGUUUCUGUCGAGGGCUAUAAGUCUGAAAAAGUAUGGUUCACCGCUGGUAUGAAGAAAUCACGACCCAAAGAUGCUUAUGAAAUGCCUCGCGAUGCCAUUAUAGUCGAAGAAUUCUAAGGAUGUGAGGUUUUUCGUUUUUACACUCGUUAUAUUUUCGGAAUAUGAAAAUCUUAAGCAAAUAAUUGUGCACGCAAUUGUUUUCUUUUAUUCAAUAUGCAGAAAUUGUCACGCGACUUGAUCAUCUUCCCAAUAUAAUAUAUUUCUGAAAGAUGUAAAGAAAAAAAAUGAUCAUUCACAACAAACAACUGUAAACCAAAAUCUAGCUGCAAGAUUCAGUUACUUAAACUACAACCAAGUAGACACAAAACAUCAAUCCAAAUAAAACCUAAUUAUACUAA
Molecule: messenger RNA, 1023 nt
Organism: Malus domestica (apple)
Lineage: Eukaryota; Viridiplantae; Streptophyta; Magnoliopsida; Rosales; Rosaceae
Source: RefSeq, a predicted model, not a curated record